AUGUUAUUUACAGCAGACACUCUAGACCAUGGGUGUCAAACGUUGGCCCGCCAUGUAAUUUAUGAGGGUGGCCGUAUAAACAACUUUAAAACUGUUACAAAUAUGCGCCACACUGUGAACCCACACCAAACAAGAAUGACAAACACAUUUCGGGAGAACAUCCACACUGUAACACAACAUCAACACAACAGAAGAAAUACCCAGAACCCCUUGCAGCACUAACUCUUCCGGCACGCUACAAUAUACACCGCCGCUACCAACAAAACUAUAAAGUUAUAUAAGCCUUGCUUGUUCAAUAUUCAAUGCUAAACUUGUUUGGGUCUCUUAUUAAAAGGUUACUUUGUUCAACUUUGGCCCGCGGCUUUGUUCACUUUAGAAUUUUGUCCCACUCUGUGUUUGAGGUAGACAUCCCUGAUCUGGACUGUAAGUGUGCAUGGAGGUUAUAAAUGUGUUUCUUCACCAUAGGGCCGGGGGUCCAGUGUUGGGCCCCUGAAGUGCGUACACCAACUAAUAUCUGUCCCCCAGCUGCAGUGCUCACUUGCACUAACUACAAUCCAUGGAGAGAAUCAAAAACUGCUGCGGGACUCUGAUGAAAAGUCUGGACAAGGAUCAAGAACCUCCAGGCAUCGCCUUCCAGAUCCCCGUCACCCAAGACUACCUGCGGUCCAAACUGCCCCAUGACGGCAGGGAGGUGCCUUUUGUCCUGCCCACCCUGCACGCCUCCUACGUGCAGCCGGCCGCCAACCUCCGCCACGCCACCGUGCCGGGUCCUGUCCGCUGCAAGUACGCUCAGAAGAAGACGGCGCUGCAGCACGACGCCGGGCCCUUUGGGUACAGCUCCGAGUCCGAGCUGCUGGUGGGUGGCGGCCGUGAGGGAGACAUCGGGAGGAGGAAACGCUCCCCAGAUGUUCCUCAGGAGCUGAGCACGUCCAUGUUUGAGCUGAGCAGCCUGGACAGUCCUCACACGCAGAGCUGGGAGUCCAUGUCCAGCGUGGUCAGCACGCCGUCCUCCGCCAUGGACACCUUUCGGAGCAGCACAGAGUGUGUGCCUCGGACGGACGGCGACAUGGGCAGGCUGUGUGUGCGACUGAGCUACCAGGAGGAGACGGAGCAGGUGUGGAUCACCUUGGUGCAGUGUUCACAACUCAAACUUCCAAAAGACAGAACACCAAGGCCAAAGAUCCGGAUCAGAGGAAUCAUCAGCCUUCCCCAAGCUGUGCACUUCAAGAGCUCCGUCAAAGAGUACAGUCAGCACGCAACCUUCAUGGAGACCUUCGUGUUCGCGCUGAGCCUCCAGACGCUGCGAAGUAGUGCUCUGGUCCUGCGGCUGCAGACGUGCUUCCUCCAAAAACGUACGCUGGCCGAGGGCGCCAUCUCGCUGCGGCACCUCGGGCCCCGGGAGACCCAACACUGGCUGCACCUGAGAGCGCCGCGCAAGUCCUCUGUGAGCGGCUGCGAGCUGCACGUUGUCACCUGCUUCCAGCCCGCCUGCAGACGCAUGCAAGUCCAAGUCCUCGCCGCCCAGAACCUGCCGCCAUGUUCGGCACUCCUCCGCCCAGCUUUCCUGGUGACGGCCGAGCUUCACCAGGUGGAUGGUCAGGUGACCAGGAAGAAGACGCGAGCCCUGCGGGGCGCCGAGGGGCGGUGCCAGUGGGCGGAGACUCUUCACUUCCCCAUGGCGGCGCUGGACCCCGCCUGCUCGCUGGCCAUCCAACUCUACUGCAGAUCCCUCAACAGAAAGACUUGUUUGGGACAGGUCCUGCUGGGACUGCACAGUUCUGACAGUUCCAGUCCACAAGCUGUGGAGCAGUGGAAGGACACCAUGGAGCAUCCUGAGAAGGUGGUGUCGGCCUGGCACCACGUCACCUAACAUCUCAGUCACCUACUGCACCAUGUCUGCUCACAUCUCAGCCACCUACUGCACCAUGUCAGCUCACAUCUCAGCCACCUACUGCACCAUGUCACCUAACAUCUCAGCCACCUACUGCACCAUGUCAGCUCACAUCUCAACCAC
Nerophis ophidion (straightnose pipefish) is the source of this 2014-nucleotide messenger RNA. RefSeq names its product tandem C2 domains nuclear protein. The transcript has 12 exons. Gene Ontology annotation, cellular component: nucleus. Bases 557 to 1870 code for a protein of 437 amino acids. Lineage: Eukaryota; Metazoa; Chordata; Actinopteri; Syngnathiformes; Syngnathidae. The record is from RefSeq and is a predicted model, not a curated record.